Messenger RNA from Salvia hispanica, 1003 nucleotides. The record is from RefSeq and is a predicted model, not a curated record. Lineage: Eukaryota; Viridiplantae; Streptophyta; Magnoliopsida; Lamiales; Lamiaceae.
ACAACACCUUAUGCUAAUGGCAAUAGCCUUGCUUUGCAUCCACACGGCAGAUGCUAGAACAGGAGUGUGCUAUGGCACCCUUGGCGACAAUCUACGACCACCAAGAGAAAUCGUCAAUCUAAUCAAGGGUAACAACAUUGGUAACAUUCGACUAUACAACCCUAAUCCAGCAAUUCUCGAAGCACUUCAAGGCACCAACAUCUCCGUCAUCGUUGGGGUGCCCAAUGACGAGAUCCAAGGCAUCGCGACAGAUCCAUCUGUCGCCACAUCUUGGAUCCAAAACAACAUCCGCAAGUACCAAUACGUCAACUUCCGCUACAUUUCCGUGGGAAACGAGAUGAACCCAUCGGACAACCCCAACAUCGCACCCUACAUUCCGACAGCCAUGCAACGCAUCUCCGAUGCCCUGGCCACGGCCAGGCUUCGGAGAAUCAAGGUCUCCGCUGUCCUAAGCAUGUCGGUUAUCGGGGUAUCCUACCCUCCAUCGGCCGGGGCAUUCCAACCCGAAUUCCGCGAAUCCUUCAUCGAUCCAAUUAUCAAAUUUCUUCUCAAAACACAUAGCUCUUUUCUAAUUGAUGUGUAUCCAUAUUUUGCAUAUGCUAGUGACCCCACCAAUAUUCCUUUAGACUAUGCAUUGUUUACUUCUAAAUCGGUUGUGGUUAGGGAUGGACCAUACAAAUACCAAAACUUAUUCCAUGCCAUGGUCGACUCGGUCCACGCGGCACUCGAGAAGGCCGGUGGGCAGAGCCUCAAGGUUGUGGUGACGGAGACGGGGUGGCCCUCGGCCGGAGGGACAGCGACUACCGUAUCCAAUGCAUUCGCUUAUAACUCAAAUUUGUACAAGAGUGUCAGAAGGGGAACUCCUAGAAGGCCAAGGAAGCCUUUGGACACUUACAUUUUUGAUCUCAUUGAUGAGAAUCAGAAAACUCCUGAACUUGAGAAGCAUUGGGGAAUCUUUCUUCCUAAUAAUGUCCCUAAAUAUCAAGUAUCUUUUAUUGCAUAA